Molecule: messenger RNA, 2706 nt
Organism: Sorex araneus (European shrew)
Lineage: Eukaryota; Metazoa; Chordata; Mammalia; Eulipotyphla; Soricidae
Gene: ANKRD34A
Product: ankyrin repeat domain 34A
Exons: 3
Coding region: 371-1864 (497 amino acids)
Molecular function (GO): protein binding
Source: RefSeq, a predicted model, not a curated record
CCGGGGCGCACCGGGAGGAGGGACCAGGACCCGAUGCCUGGGUGCAGAGACUGACACUAGGGGAAUCCGGGUGCCCACCCCACCCCCCCGCCAUGUGGGCCCCCGGAAACCCGGAUCCGCCACCCCGGCUGAAGUGCCGCCCUGGCCCCGGCCCUGGCCCGGCAGCGGAGCUUCUGCGGACAUUCAGGUCCCAAACGCAAGCUGCUUCCCUCCCCCCAUUCAAUUUCUGGGGCGGUGGCGACCUAAAAGAGGGACUGGCUUCGCCGCUGAGCCCCCAGGCCUCUGCCAGUCGCCACCCUCACGCCCCUCGCUGGCCUCGGCAGCAGGUCCCGAGCCCGGCUCGGCCGGCGCUCUCGCCCCCGCCGCAGCAAUGCUGCACACCGAGGGCCACGCUCUUCUCCGAGCCGUGGGUCAGGGUAAGCUCCGCUUGGCCCGUUUGCUUCUGGAGGGGGGCGCCUACGUGAACGAAGGCGAUGCCCAAGGGGAGACGGCGCUCAUGGCAGCCUGUCGCGCCCGCUACGACGACCCCCAGAACAAGGCGCGCAUGGUACGCUACCUCCUGGAGCAGGGCGCGGACCCUAACAUUGCCGACCGCCUGGGGCGCACGGCGCUCAUGCACGCCUGCGCCGGCGGCGGGGGAGCCGCGGUGGCCUCGCUGCUCCUAGCCCACGGCGCCGACCCCUCGGUCCGAGACCACGCGGGCGCUUCGGCGCUCGUGCACGCCCUGGACCGCGGGGACCGCGAGACCCUCGCCACGCUGCUAGAUGCCUGCAAGGCCAAGGGCACGGAGGUCAUCAUCAUCACCACCGACACUUCGCCUUCGGGUACCAAGAAGACCCGGCAGUAUCUCAACUCGCCGCCGUCGCCGGGGGUGGAGGAACCGGCUCCCGCGCCGCCCAGCCCGGGCGUGUGCACGUCGCCCUCGGAGAUCCAGCUGCAGACUGCGGGAGGGGGCGGAGGCCGCACGGUGCUGUCGCCCCGCGCGCAGGAAGAGGAGGAGAAGCGGGACGUGUUCGAGUUUCCCCUGCCCAAGCCCCCCGAUGACUCCUCCCCCGCGGAGCCCCUCCCCAAGCCGCCCCGCCAUCCUCCAAAGCCGCUCAAAAGGCUCAACUCGGAGCCCUGGGGCCUGGUGGCCCCUCCGCAACCUGUCCCGCCGACCGAAGGGCGUCCGGGGGCCGAGCGCCUGACCGCCGAGUUCCACGGCCUGACCCUGUCCGGUCGGCCGCGCCUGUCCCGCCGUCACAGCACCGAGGGCGCCGGGGACCCGCCUCCGUGGGCGGAGAGAGUUUCGGGCGCUGGGCUGCUGUCGCGGCGGAACACCGCGCCCGAGGCGCAGGAGCCAGGGCCCCCCGCCGGGCUGCGGCAGAAACUGAGCCGCAUGGAGCCGGUGGAGCUCGAGGGCCCUGGCAGCCUCUGCCCGGACUCGCCCGAGUGCAGCCGCCCUGCCCUGGAGCGCCGGCGCUACAGCGCCUCCCCGCUGACGCUCCCGCUCGCCGGCUCGCUCCAGUCCCCGCGCCAGUCCCAGGAGAGCCUGCCCGGGGCCGUGUCCCCGCUGAGCGGGCGCCGGCGGAGUCCCGGGCUGCUGGAGCGGAGGGGCUCCGGCACGCUGCUGCUGGACCACAUCUCGCAGACGCGGCCUGGCUUCCUGCCCCCGCUCAACGUCAGCCCCCACCCCCCUAUCCCCGACAUUCGCCCUCAAGCCGGAGGCCGGGCGCCGUCGCUGCCCGCCCCUCCCCAGGCGGGGGCGCCGGCCUCGCCCAGGACCAAGCGCAAGCUGGUGAGGCGCCACUCCAUGCAGACUGAGCAGAUCCGCCUGCUCGGGGGCUUCCAGAGUCUGGGUGGGCCCGGCGAGCCCGGGCGCUGAGGAGGGGGCCGAGAGGAGCGGAGGAGGGAGGGGAGCCAAAGGGAGAACCAGCUCACACACACGCAGCGCGGCCGCCGGGGGCUCUCCAUGUACUCGUGGGCUCGGUGCGCGCACGCACACGGGUAGACAUGUGUCCACAAGCACGGUGCGCUUAUUCGCAGGAGAGGGUAAGUACUCGACUUUCUGGGUGUCUAGACACAUGCCCUGGUCACUCCACGCGCAUAUGGGAAUACUGGUGGACCCAGAGGCCAGGCACUCACAGGGUCACUUGUGCUAGGACCCCAGUGGGUCCCAAACUUCACUUGCAUUUGUUCAGAAGCACUGGGACCUCCUGCUCAUGGGUGGCCCCCAGUCUUUGCCUUCCUGCAGAAGCGACCCCUUGCUGUUCAUGUACAGCCUGCAAACACAGGCCGCUCAUGAUUUUGCACACUCUUCCCUCUUCGUAGUGGCCCCACCCCAUCUGCAGGUCUUGCUUCUCUCCAGGUCAACCUGGUUUCCUGUUCAGUCCCUGCUUCCAGCCCCAACCACUUUUCAGGAUUAUCUUCUUCACUCUUCCUGGUGGGCCAGAGGGUUUCUGCAGCAACCCCCAGUCUCAGUUCUGCUGCUGUCCCUUCCUGCUCUCAGCUUUACCUCUCAACUUCCUGCUUUUUAUCCCCUCCACCCCAGUUCCCCAACCAAUACAACAGGUUGAGUCCUUUUCCCAUGGGUGGUGGGGUCACGGGCUGUAAAGCUGCUCUUCUGUCUGUCUGAGCUUAGGAACUCCCCCAUAGGGGGCAGUGGGGAUCAACCCUACAUCACUACUCUCUCCACUUGACAUUAACAAAUAAAUGUGUUCAGAACUC